This is a messenger RNA of Neltuma alba, 2590 nucleotides long. Its product is annotated as putative pentatricopeptide repeat-containing protein At1g53330. Lineage: Eukaryota; Viridiplantae; Streptophyta; Magnoliopsida; Fabales; Fabaceae. The coding region runs from base 680 to 2056 and encodes 458 amino acids. Gene Ontology annotation, molecular function: protein binding. The record is from RefSeq and is a predicted model, not a curated record. The transcript is spliced from 2 exons.
AAGCACAUAGCAAGCGUUUCGGUCCUUUCUCUUCUUUUCUCCAUAUUCCAAAUCGCCGUCGACGGUUGCCUCAGCCAGUCAGCCGUUGCUUUCGACGUCAGCCUCCAGGCCUGGGAUCGUGUUCGAAUCUCAACGGCAAAGAAAUCGCGGCGCAGGUGGGGAGCUGCUAGAUUGCGAUGGCCAAUAAAAAUAAUAGUCUGGGGAAUUUUACAUUGGGUAGGACUGCUAAAAAGCUGUGAUUUUUGCGUGCUCCAAUCCCUUUGCCUUGUCUAAACCUUCUCGAUAUAAGCAUUUCCCAGCAGAAUUUACAUAUGGAUAGAUUAAAAAUCGGCGUUGUAAGGUGCUAUGUUAUGAUUUUUAAUUUUCAUCAGUUGUUAGCUAAACUGAGCUCAUGAUUCUGAUUCUCUGCUUCUUUUUAAUUUUACAUUUUUUAUACACAGUUAUAAGAGAUAGAAUUGAAAUAUAGGUUCUUAUUAUCUCGGCCAUCUGAUGUAUUAGAUUCUUUAUUGCUCUUAUUAUCCUCUGCAGUUGUCCAUAUCAAUACUCUCGCUACUAGAUAUGUUUGCUGAAAUGACACAAUCUGACUUCUGGGUAGGUUCAGUUUAGCUGUGCUGGGAUGAAGGCUACAUGAUAUCACCCUUCCAAAAAGUUAUCCAUUAACUUAUGUGAAAUUUUGAAUAUGGCCACUUCCAAAGCCAUAUCUCCCUUCAGGCUCUGUUCCCUUCUCCGCUUGCAGAAGGAUCCUGCUCUUGCUUUAGAACUUUUUAGGAACCCUAUCCCUAAUCAUGAUCCCGAGAAGCCUUUUAGGUACCCCCUUCUUUCCUAUGAUCUCAUCAUUACCAAGCUUGGUCGUGCCAAAAUGUUUGAUCAAAUGGAGCAAGUACUCCAUCAACUGAAGCAAGAUAAACGCAUUGCUGUUCCAGAGGUACUCUUCUGUGAGGUCAUAUCCUUCUAUGGCCGGGCACGCCUUCCUGCUCGUGCUUUCCAGACAUUCGAGUCCAUUCCAUCUUUCCGGUGCAAACAAACUAUAAAAUCAGUGAAUACACUUCUAAAAGCACUUUUGAAUUGCCGAGAAUACAAGAAAAUGAGAGAAAUUUUGUCUAGAUUUAAUGAAUACGGAAGGCCUGAUGCGUAUACAUAUAAUAUUCUGAUCAAUGCUUCUCGUAUUGGAGGGGAUAUGGAACAAGCAUGGGCUGUGUUCGAUGAAAUGCUAAGAAAUCGGGUUCGUCCAAAUGUGGUGACUUUUGGAACUUUGAUGAAUGGGCUUUGUUCAAAUGGUGAGAUACAAGAAGCUUUAAAGUUCAAAGAGGAUAUGACGAGGAAUUUCAAGUUAAAGCCUAAUGCCUUUUUGUAUGCAACAUUACUUAAAGGGCUUUGUCAAACUGGGGAGCUAAGUCGGGCCUUCAGUAUCAAGGAUGAAAUGGUAAGAAAUAAAGUGGAGUUAGAUUCUGCCAUUUACACCACUCUAAUUGAUGCGCUUUUCAAGGUUGGGAGGAAGGAAGAGGCACUGGUUUUUAUGGAGGAAAUGAAAAAGAGCGGUUGCAAGCCAGACAUAGCGACUUAUAAUGUGAUGAUCAGCGAAUAUUGUAGGGAGAAGAAUUUUGAAGAGGCCUAUAAAAUUUUGGAACAAGCGGAAAAUUUAAAGCCAAAUGUUGUGAGUUACAAUGUGAUUAUUGGUUCGUUAUGUAGGGAGGGGAAAUCAAUUGAAGCAAAUGAAUUGUUUCAAGAUAUGCCAAGGCGUGGAUGUGCUCCUGAUGUGGUAUCAUACCGCAUGCUUUUUGAUGGGCUUUGUAGUUGCAUGCACUUGAAGGAAGCAGCAUUAAUGUUAGAUGAGAUGAUAUUUAAGGGUUAUGCGCCUCAUAGUAGAAGUAUAAAUGAGUUUGUCUGCCGGCUGUGCGAGAAAGGUGAUUUUCAGUUGCUCUCAGCAGCCAUGAGUAGUCUGGGCAAAGGCAACUUUCUAAAUGUGGAGUUAUGGAAAAUUCUGGUUUCCAUGAUUUGCAAAAAGGAGAAGCCGUCAGAAUCUGUUGAACUUUUUGAUACUUUAACGGUGCCAUAAAUUCUACUCAAUCUGACAUUUGUUGAUUUGGUUGAAGGUUCAACCAAGUGCACAUGUUAUGUUCAUCUGUUUUUGUAUGUUAACCUACUGACUAAAGAUUCAUUGGCGGUGCCCUAUUCAUGUUUGCGAGAGAGGCAAUGGCCUUUUUUUUUCCUUCUAAUUUUUGGUAGAUAAGGGACGACGUGAAUUCAAGCGAGCCUCAAAGAUUUGGUUUACUGCAUGAAGAAGCUGAACUCUGUCAUCUCCCAUUUGACAGACGGUUUGCUCUGCUAUAGGAUUUUGUUCUGCUGAUCUUCACAUGGCUUGUCCUGUCUUUUGUCUGUUGCCAUUUUGGAUGAUAACUAAAGGUUAGGCAACUGUAUUUUCCAUUUUUGAAUGAUAAGGUUCAAAAUUUAAUCCUCAUUGAAAUUGUAAUUGAGGGGAGAAGUGGGUACUUUUAGUUGUUAGGUUAAACGAAGGAUUUGGUGCUUCCUAGAUGCUUGUAUCAUCUGUCUUCUCUUUAAUAUUAAUGUGAAUUUUAAGGAUUUCAUUUGA